AUGUUAACAGGGUCGGCUGGGGAGCUCUUUGCGUCGGUAAGUUUCUCAUCUAACUUUGGCCUCGCUAGUCAACAAUUGCAUGUUAUUCGAGGAGUAGCAGCAACUGACAAGCCUGCAGCUGGCGGCGGAGCCUACUACUUUGCCAAAAAGUCCAUCAAUGCCGACCGAGCAUCCAGAUAUGAAGCAGAAUUGAAGAAGAAGGCGCACCUUGCCGCAAUGGAAGCAGAACACCGACGCCAAUCUUCUAUCAACGAACCGAUCACGGCCCCGUCAGAAAACCCCAGCUUGAAACGGGCGGACAUGGCUCGCUUCCAGAGCGCAGCGGAUGAUGUCGCUUCGCCUAGUGCAGAGGCAGGACAUGAUCCUGCGCCGACUCGUCACGAGCCUGAGACAGAUGCCGAGCGGGUACUCGAGAAGGGGAAAUAUGAGGCUACUCAGCCCUUUCGACCUCCGAGGGGCAACCGACUCGGUUAA
Molecule: messenger RNA, 474 nt
Organism: Aspergillus thermomutatus
Lineage: Eukaryota; Fungi; Ascomycota; Eurotiomycetes; Eurotiales; Aspergillaceae
Exons: 1
Coding region: 1-474 (157 amino acids)
Source: RefSeq, a predicted model, not a curated record